AGGUUUUUUUUUUUUUUCAGGAAGUGAACAAUCUGUUUCAUGACCAUCCAUGGCAGAACCGGAAAGAACCUGGAGGAAGGCAGAAUCAAGAGAACCAACUGCACCGGUUGUUGAGGAAGCUAAAACCUUGUUUAUUUUGGAAAGCAAUGAGGCCUAUUGUUGUGUUAGCAUUGUGUUUGAUAACUGGAAGGAAUCUGGAGGAAGGCAGAAGCAAGACAACCAACUGCAGCGGCUGUUGAGGAAGCUAAAAGCUUGUUUAUUUUGGAAAGCAAUGAAGCUUAUUGUUGCGUUAGGAUUGUGUCUGAUGUUCCAUAAUUCUGUUGCAUUCAAAAAAUUGAGGGAGAGGGAAAGAAAUCCAAGGGCUGACAGAGAAAAAAAGGAGAAUGGCGAAAAAAAGGGGGAGAAGAAACCGAGAGAAAAAAUGCAGAAACAGAGGAGAAAUAGCGGAGAGGAAGAUACAAGGAGGCGUGGAAUAAAGAGGAGAGCAAGAAAAUCUUGUAUUCUUGAAGUCUUCCUCCGAGUAAAUUAGAUUAGAUUGCUCUAUUUCAGGUGCAUUUUUUAUCUGAGAAUAUGGAAGAAUUUGGAGUUUGAAUCUCAAUUGCUUGUAGCUGUUUUUCUUUUUCCUCGUUUCUUUUGUUUCUUGGUUGCUAUAUGAAUCUGUUUCUUUACAUGGUUGUGUCCACAAAUAAUCUUAAGAAAAUUUUUAUUGGUCU
Rubroshorea leprosula is the source of this 713-nucleotide messenger RNA. The record is from the annotation of a GenBank genome assembly. Lineage: Eukaryota; Viridiplantae; Streptophyta; Magnoliopsida; Malvales; Dipterocarpaceae.